AUGUCCGGCUACGAUCAGUACAACCAGGGCCAACAGGGCGGCUACUACGGCCACCAGCAGGGCGGUUACCAACAGGGUGGCUACCAGCAAGGCGGCUAUCCUUCCCAGCAGGGCUAUGGCCAGCAGGGCGGCUACGACCAGUACAACCAGCACAGCCAGCAGCACGGUAGCCAGGGUGGCUCUGCCAGCGACUACUAUGGCUCUAGCGGCCAGCAGUCCCAAUACGGUGGUGAGGGCCAGUACGGCCAGCAACAACAAUAUGGCCAGCACGGUCAGCAGCAGUACGGCCAGGACCAGCGUGGAGAGUACAACCAGCAGGGUGCCCCCGGCGGCGCCCAGGAAGGUGAACGUGGCCUCGGUGGUGCCCUCGCCGGUGGUCUCGCGGGAGGCUUUGCCGGUCACAAGGCGGAUCACGGGAUCCUCGGAACCAUCGGUGGAGCCAUCAUCGGAAGUAUCGCUGAGGACGCCAUCAAGAAGCACCGUCACAAGGAAGAGGAGCAGCAACAGUACGGCUACCCUCCCCACGGUGGCCCCGGUGGCCCCGGUGGCCCCCCUCCUCCCGGCUCUCACCACGGUGGCGGUGGCAGCAUGAUGGACCAGUUCGGCAGCUUCUUCAAGAAAUAG
Messenger RNA from Aspergillus saccharolyticus JOP 1030-1, 624 nucleotides. It is a transcript of the gene hel10, whose product is annotated as putative high expression lethality protein Hel10. The transcript has 2 exons. Bases 1 to 624 code for a protein of 207 amino acids. The record is from RefSeq and is a predicted model, not a curated record. NCBI's taxonomy places the organism in Eukaryota, Fungi, Ascomycota, Eurotiomycetes, Eurotiales, Aspergillaceae.